Molecule: messenger RNA, 3961 nt
Organism: Trichogramma pretiosum
Lineage: Eukaryota; Metazoa; Arthropoda; Insecta; Hymenoptera; Trichogrammatidae
Gene: tup
Product: insulin gene enhancer protein ISL-1
Exons: 5
Coding region: 736-2424 (562 amino acids)
Biological process (GO): neuron fate specification; positive regulation of transcription by RNA polymerase II; axonogenesis
Cellular component (GO): nucleus
Molecular function (GO): DNA-binding transcription factor activity, RNA polymerase II-specific; cis-regulatory region sequence-specific DNA binding
Source: RefSeq, a predicted model, not a curated record
CGUCGCGCGAUCAUCGUCCUGUGCCCCGUGUCGUGCUGUAUUUGCUGUCGCGGGUUACAUACAUGUACGCACAGUUGUUUCGGGGCCCCCCCAACCCCACCCCUGACAGAAAAGCAUCUGUGUGCGUGUCUGUGUGUGCGUGUGGCGCGAAAUGUUCAAUUAUUUUUGUUUCGUUGUUGUUCUAAUCUAGACGUCUGGUAAAACAACAUCAGCCUCCCACACUGCUGUCCUCCCCCCUAAAAGUGCUACGAUGUUGGUGUUAUUUUUAUAAUAGUUAACUGCUGCUACUGCUGUUGUUGUUAUUGUUAUGCAUUGUUGUUAUGGUUGUUGUUGUUGUUAUACUGUGUCAACGACGACGACGGGUGCGCAAUCUCACAAAGAUGCGACCAUACAGCGAGAGUAGUACAGCGAGAUCCGAGCGGCGAUGACUUGAAUGAAAAAAAGUGAUAAAAGUGCUCGCGAAUGAUUAUAAUAAUAAUAACAAGUCGUUAGAAAUUGUGCGACGGCAACCGAGUCGUAGCGAGAAAAAAAGAGGCAAUACGAGGAGGAGCUCUCGUGCGCACCGGAUUUACAUUAAAGCAACGAACAGCAAAAGCCAAGAGCCGAAUCGGAAGAAGAGGAAGAAGCCGCAUAGCGAAUCGCUGCAUAGGAGGACAAUCGCGAUCACAGGCACAAUCAUUCAAGAUUACGCGAAAGAGCUACGCGGUGGGUGCACUGGCACGAGGCCCGGAGGACAUGCAGCGAGCUAGUAGCGGUGGCCAGGUUGCUGCUGCUACUACAGCCUCUGCUGCCAUAAGCGUGGGUGUCACGGGUGGAGUUGCCGCCGCCACCGGUGCCGGUGGUGGUGUCGGUGGUGCUGCUGCUGCCAUUGCCGCUACGGCCGCCGCGCUCAUGGGUCCCGUGACGCAGCAUCCGUCGCAGAUGCAGGGCUUGGGCCCGCUCCAGGGGCCGCCGAGGUCCUGCAAAAUUUCGCCCAUCAAGAACGCCGACGAGGCGGCCGAUCACGUCAUGCAGAAAGUUUCGAACUCUCUGUGCGUCGGCUGUGGUGGCCACAUACACGAUCAAUACAUACUGAUGGUGUCGCCGGAUCUCAAGUGGCACGCGGCCUGCCUCAAAUGCGCCGCCUGUCAGCAGUUCCUCGACGAGAGCUGUACCUGCUUCGUGCGCGACGGCAAGACCUACUGCAAAAAUGAUUACGUCAGGCUAUUCGGCACCAAGUGCGAGAAAUGCCGGCAGUCCUUCAAGAAGAACGACUUCGUGAUGCGCGCCGCGACCAAGAUCUACCACAUGGGCUGCUUCUGCUGCGUGGCGUGCGGCCGACCGCUGACCACGGGCGACGAGUACGCGCUGCGAGCCAACGGCCUGUACUGCCGCGACGACCACUGCACCCUGGCCGGCGACAAGAGCGGCUGCCAGGAGCCGAUUCUGGCCUCGGGCGGCGCCGCGGCGCCCCAUCAUCAUCACGGUCAUCAUCAUCACGGCCAUCAUCAUCACCAUCAUCACGGUGGCGGCGGCGGGCCGCUCGGCAUCAGCAACGAGAACAACAACAACGCCAAUCUCACCAACAACAAUCAUCAUCUGCACCAGAACGACGCGUCGCUCUCCGAUUCCGAAUCCGAGUCGGGCUCGCACAAGACCGUCGGCGGCGGCGGUGGCGGAGGCGGAGGCAACAGCGGAGGAGGAGGAGGCGGCGGCGGCGGCGGAGGAGGACGAGGCGGCAGCCACAAGGGCAGCGGCGCCGGGGCCGGCUCCGACGGCAAGCCCACCCGGGUGCGCACCGUCCUGAACGAGAAGCAGCUGCACACGCUGCGCAGCUGCUACUCGGCGAAUCCGCGACCCGACGCCCUCAUGAAGGAGCAACUGGUCGAGAUGACGGGCCUCAGUCCGCGAGUGAUUCGCGUCUGGUUCCAGAACAAGCGAUGCAAGGACAAGAAGAAGACGAUCGCCCUCAAGCAGCAGAUGCAGCAGGAGAAGGACGGCAAGAGGCUGGGCUUCGGCGGCAUGCACGGCAUACCCAUGGUGGCGAGCAGCCCGGUGCGCCACGAGAGCCCGAUCGGUAUGCCGCUCGAGGUGCAGGCCUACCAGCCGCCCUGGAAGGCCCUGUCGGACUUUGCCCUGCACACGGAUCUCGAGCGGCUGGACCCGAACGCGCCGCCCUUUCACCACUUGGUCUCGCAGAUGCACGGCUACGACCUGCACGGCGGAGGUGGCGGCCCGGCACAGCUACCACCGCCCGGCAUGUGCGGCGGCGGUGGUCCGAUGGGUGGUGGCGACGUAGGCGGUCCCUUGGGUCCACCCGUGCCCCAGAUGCAUCAGAACGGGCCCGGGCCCGACAUGGGCCAGCACCCGGACAGCACCGACAGCUACGUGACCUAUCUCGAGAGCGACAGCGACUCGCUGCAGCACGACAACGGCAGUCCGUAGUUCGAGCACAUGUUCGACAUCGAGUGAAGAGACGCGGGAGAAGGAUGUCGUUCCAAGCCCCGAUUAUAGCUCUCUCUCUCUCUCUCUCUACACGUGUUCUUUGACAUUUGUAUCGCGUAAAAUUGUCGCGACGAAGAGUGAAUUGAAUCAAAGACGAAAAAGAAAAAAAAGUCGCGUGUGCCGAUCGUCGUGAAUGUCAAAGAACAAACUGCAGUUAUUGUUUCAAUUUUAUAUAUAAAUUUAUAUAUACAUAAAUGAAAAAAAAAGUGAGUCGAACGAUGUGCAGUUUUUAAAGGAAACCUUGCUAGUCGAUAGAUUGUGAAGCGAUGAAAAAAAAAAGAAUAUGUUUGUGUUUCUUCUUUGCGACAAGCUUCGUUUUGAAUUCGUGAACAAUUUUAAUAUCGAGCAGGAAAAUUGACACGGUGUUUUUCUCAAAGAGAAAGCCGAACAGAUCGAUUAUUCUUGUCUCGCGUGCGAGUUGUUAUAACUUUUUCAAGAAAUUCAAAACUUGAGUUUGACGCUGAAUGAGUGAUUGUAUACAUCUUUUUUUUUUAAUAAGUUAGGACGCGACCCGCCAUCGCUAUUGUUAUUUAGUUUAAAUCAUUGUAAGCUUUAAAAGAUUUAUUUUUUAUUAACCAUUGUAAAUAAUCAUUUGAUACAGAAAACAAUUUUAAUGAUAAAAUAAUUGUGAAAACGAGUGUGCGCAUGUUGUGUUUAUGUUGUGUAUAUAUUAUAAGAUAAAGACAAAUCGGAUACUAUAUAGGAAGAAGAUGAAAAAAAAAUGAAAAAAAUCGAUUAGCUUUACAGUUUGAAUAAAAAUGAAAAUGUACGGAGAGAAAAACUGAGAUGAAUAGUUGGAUAGUUUGUAAUAAAAAAAAGGGAUAUUUCUUCUUUUUUUCGUUACGUCGCGUCGUAUCAUAUUGCGCAUUGAAAUAUUUACAGUGUUCACGCUGAAAUUUCGCCCGUUAACCCCCUGUGUACGAUAUAUAAUUACCAAACACAAAUUGGAAUAAGACGAAAAAAAAAUAAGUGUGGGUCGCAACGAUUGGCGAAAAAUCGAGUGAACGUGUAAAAAAAAUUGAAUGCGACUUGAUACGAUAAUACCAAAGGGAGUAGCGAAAGUAAUAAAUUAAUUACGAAAAAAUUAUUGUAAAUAUAUAAAAUAUAUUAUACAGACAAAAAACGAGCUGCAAUUGCGAUAAUUAUUAAGUAAAUAAGAAUUAUCAUCGACGACGCAAACAUGGAGAAACGAAAAAAUUAAAUCGAACGACAAAAAAAAUAAUGAUUUGUAACAUAUAACGAAAGCUACAUGUAUAGUCUUGAUAUUCGUGCGUCCGUUGGCAGGCAAACUGCCAAUCAUACACAAUUGGCAUUAAGGAGCUUGACGCGCACUGUCGUUUUUAGAUUUUAAAUUUAUCCAUCAUUUUGUGGCCGAAUUCAAUCUCCGAUCGACUGUCGAAAAGAAAGAAGGGUCGACGACAGAUGAAUUCGGAAUUUGUAUAAUAUUUCUAUAAAAAAGUAUAGGAUUAAAAAAAAU